Brassica napus (rape) is the source of this 857-nucleotide messenger RNA. RefSeq names its product ABC transporter G family member 3-like. The record is from RefSeq and is a predicted model, not a curated record. NCBI's taxonomy places the organism in Eukaryota, Viridiplantae, Streptophyta, Magnoliopsida, Brassicales, Brassicaceae. The coding region runs from base 196 to 768 and encodes 190 amino acids. The transcript is spliced from 2 exons.
GUUUUUUUAAAUAUAUUUGCAGAAUACCGAAGAGUUGAACCUGAGAGCUCACUCACUCCCUGGCUCUCUCUUCAACAACGCAACUCUCUCUCUUCUCAAGAAUAGAAUCUCAGGUGGAUAUACUUCUUUCAGAUCCAGGGUGCCAAGGAAAGUUAGAAGCUUUUGUUUAAAAUUUUGUGUUCUUGAGAGAAAAUAAUGGAAGACAUACAGUCUCAGUCAGAUCUCUACCGUUCAUCUUCAUCUUCUGCAAGUAGUCCUACUAGUAGAGUCCCAUCUAGCCACUUCUUCUACGUAAGAAAACCUGGCUCUCUCACACAACCUAUAUCCUUUGAAGACUCUCCUGAGUGGGAAGACACUGAUGACGCUGAUGUAAGAAUGGAUGAAGAAGCUAAUAUUGGUGGUGGUGGGGACUCUAUUAACGAUGCCACAGCUACUCCCAUUUCUCCUUCUUUGUCGAAAAUCAACAGCGGUUCGAUGACUUCUCCUCCAGUAGUGCCUGAAGGAGGAGGGGGGAAUGCGGUUAGGAAAAUCGCAGGUGCUUCCAUUGCUUGGAAAAAUUUGACUGUUACUAUGAAAGGGAAGAAAAGAUAUUCUGAUAAAGUGGUAAAGAGCUCUAACGGCUAUGUGCUUCCCGGUACUAUGACAGUUAUUAUGGGUCCUGCCAAGUCCGGGAAGUCUACUCUAUUGAGAGCACUUGCUGGUAAUAAUGCCAUAAGUAUUACUUCACUAAGGAUUCUUGUUUAUCAUGUUUUCAUUUUUUUUUACUAAUCUAGUCUUUUUAUAGGAAGACUAGAGUCGGUGUCCGCGCUUCGCGCGGAUAACAUGUUUAAUUAAGUAACAAAAUUAUCCAGAUUUAA